CUAGGUCACCGGUUUAGUUACCGUCUGUUGCUUCAUGGAUUUGACCCCAGGGAGAUAUAUACCAUUCUCGACUCUCGAGGCUACGGGUACUGUUCGUUCGGUCUGCUUGAUGCCAAUGCAGGCGAUGAAGAUCCACGCCACGGCUGGCGAACCUUUGAGCCUAUCGAGUACGGCCUCAGCAUUACACCCAUUGUAGUUAGGAGGCAAUGGCCAGCCAGGGGCGGAAGAAAUUUUAGGAAUUGUCUCACCUCUCGACUUCUCACUUCAUCAUGUCCGCCUCCGCCGAUAUUUCCAACUUUGAAUUCAAACCAACCGAUGGCGUACCCGCUACAUGGACACCCGCCCACGCCAUCUUGGUGUACAAAUCAUUGAAAGCGGAUCCUAUCCGACACGACACGGACGGGUGGGGACGCGCCCACAUACGGUGGGUUACCAAGGCAAUUUGGUUCUGCGAUAAAAUCAGACGCCUCUCCAAGGUGACGGGCACCCCCUACCAUGUGUUGGCAAACCAGCGGGUGAACGUCAUUCACCACCUCCGCCCCUUGUUGGCUCGGCAUGGUACGCCGAGUCUCCAGUACUUUGCCAAGCGCAGCCCCAGCUUUCGCAAGCAGCUGUACGGAAUGAUAGGCGUCGAGUGGAAAGGGUUAGCGGAUCCACCCUCCUCCUCUGAUGAGACCAGCGAGGAAGAGGAGGAGGAGGAGGAGGAGGGUUUGAGCGGGAAGUCUGGCGAGGAUUCGGGCGACUGGGGUUCUGACGAUGAUGGAGAUGAUCAUGAGGAAGACGAGAGUGAGGUUCAAGAGGACUUGAUGGAUGUUGACGGAGAGGAUAGCGGGUCUGCUGCUGGGAAUAUGAAUGUAGCCAGGGCCGCCCCGGUGGUGAUCAAAGCCAAAAGGUAUACGAAGACUGGCUGGCCGGUCUCCCUCAACCAAAGGUUGAGGCAAGGUAAGACACAACCAUCUAUGCGCCAGAACAUGGAGGAGUUAGAAGAGGAAGGACAUUUGGAGGAGUCUGAAUGGAAGUGCGACCGCUACCGGGGAGUGGGCGGUCGCCUAUGUCGUGUUCCCAAAGAUUCCAACAAUGGGCACCCUGCUUGUGCAGAGUGUCUUAUCAGCAGCCACAGUGGUGGCAGUUAGCCCACCCGCUCUAACUCGACCCGCCCGUGUGGCUAAGGGAAAACAACCGGCAUUUUC
This is a messenger RNA of Desarmillaria tabescens, 1190 nucleotides long. RefSeq lists its product as uncharacterized. The transcript is spliced from 5 exons. The record is from RefSeq and is a predicted model, not a curated record. NCBI's taxonomy places the organism in Eukaryota, Fungi, Basidiomycota, Agaricomycetes, Agaricales, Physalacriaceae. Bases 270 to 1133 code for a protein of 287 amino acids.